Molecule: messenger RNA, 3589 nt
Organism: Phycodurus eques (leafy seadragon)
Lineage: Eukaryota; Metazoa; Chordata; Actinopteri; Syngnathiformes; Syngnathidae
Gene: atp8b3
Product: ATPase phospholipid transporting 8B3
Exons: 27
Coding region: 1-3321 (1106 amino acids)
Biological process (GO): Golgi organization; phospholipid translocation
Cellular component (GO): plasma membrane
Molecular function (GO): ATPase-coupled intramembrane lipid carrier activity; ATP binding; magnesium ion binding
Source: RefSeq, a predicted model, not a curated record
AUGGAUAAGGACUGCACAGAAUCAGGUCUCACGUGGCAGGUGAGGGCCAACCAACGUUGCUACCACAAGCGGCAGCAGAAGAAAUCCUUCCUGGGCUUUUGUUGGGGCCGGUGUUCAGACAACCAGGUGCGCAGCUAUAAGUACUCCGUCUUCACCUUCCUGCCGCUGACGCUGUUUGAGCAGUUCCAGCGAGCCGCCAAUCUCUACUUCCUCUUCAUGAUGGCGUUGCAGUGCGUCCCCAUCAUCUCGUCCAUCCAGUGGUACAUCUCCAUCAUCCCACUGAUCCUCAUUCUCUCCGUGAGAGCCGUGAAGGACCUCAUUAACGACAUGGGGAGGAGACGCAGCGACUUUGAGGUCAACUCGCGACCGUGUGACGUGCUCAUCUCCCAGAGUUUCAGUCCGGCACAGUGGAAGGAUCUGUGCGUGGGAGAUAUCGUGCGCAUCCACAAAGACCAAACCAUCCCUGCAGACGUUAUGCUCCUCUGCAGCUCCGAGACUCACAGUCUGUCCUACGUGGAAACGGCUGACAUUGAUGGCGAGACGAACCUGAAGUAUCGACAGGCUCUCGGUGCGACGCACGACGAGUUGACGUCGGAACCCUCAGAGUGCGUGGUGUGCUGCGAGGAACCCAAUGAUGGCAUGUACGCCUUCAGAGGGCAGCUGCACUGGAGAGGGGAACGUUUCCUGCUGGACAACGAGCACCUCCUUCUCAGGGGGACCGUCCUACGAAACACGCAGAUCGCCUACGGUUUGGUCAUUUAUACCGGUGCCGACACGAAGAUCCUGAGGAACUGUGGGAAAGUGCGAGCGAAGAGAACUCGCUUGGAAAGUAGUCUCAACAGAGUGGUGAUAGGGAUCGUGGUGUUCUUGCUGCUGGUCGUUCUUCUUCUGGCCAUUGCCUGCGGGGUGUUUGCAAGCCGGGUCAUGAUCCGCACAGAGGUUCUGUCAGCUCUGGUUAUCAACGGUGACCCGGUAUACACGGGCUUCCUGGUCUACUGGAGCUACUUCAUUCUGCUCGGCCCGGCCGUGCCCAUCAUGCUAUACGUCACGUUUGAGUUGAUUCAUACAUUCCACAGCAAGUUUAUUAAUUGGGAUUUGGAAAUGUACUGGCCUCAGACAGACUGCCCAGCACAGGCCCGGAACACUUCCCUGUGUGAGGAGCUGGGCCAAGUGGAAUACCUGCUGAGUGACAAAACUGGAACCUUGACCCAAAAUCGUCUGCUCUUCAGGCAGUGUUGCAUAGCCGGGGAGAUCUACGGUGAUGCAUCAGUCAGGGCAGAGGACACCGAGCCGAUGGACCUCACCUGGAAUCCGUUCUCCCGUGGCGGUCUGUUCAUGUGGGCCCCCACCCUGGUGGAGCGUCUCCGAGCACAACAGUCUCCGACGAUCAGGCGGUUCUUCACCGCACUGACUGUGUGUCAUACUGUCAUGGCCCAGUGGAAAGAAGACGUUCCAGUUUACCAAGCAGCAUCUCCAGAUGAGGAGGCUCUUGUCGGCGCCGCCAGGGAGCUGGGCUGGGUCUUCUUGUCCAGAAGCAGAGACGUCAUGGUUGUCUCCGAGAUGGGUGUCACGCGUCACUAUAAGCUGCUGGCGUUGCUUGACUUUACCAGUCAGAGAAGACGGAUGUCAGUUUUGGUCCGGGACCCGGAGGGGUCGUUAAAACUGUACUGUAAGGGAGCUGACAUAGUGAUAUUGGAGAGGCUGCAGAGGGACUGUCCGCAUCAGGAGAGCACUGAACAAGCCCUUGAGCUCUUUUCCCAGGCUUGUCUGAGGACCUUGUGCAUUGCUGUUCGAUCGGUUUCCGAGACGUCAUGGGAGCAGUGGAGUAAAACUCUGGCUCGGGCUGCUGCCAUGGCGACCUUCGACCGCAACGCCCUGCUGGAGAAGCUUUAUGAUGAGAUGGAGCAAGAUCUCCAGCUUCUAGGUGUUACAGCCAUAGAGGACCGACUCCAGGAAGACGUUCCUGAGACGAUUUCUCUCCUAAAACAGGCCGGGAUUAAAGUAUGGGUGCUAACAGGGGACAAAAAAGAGACGGCAGUCAACAUUGGAUAUGCAUGUAAACUACUGGAUCCCGACACGAGAUUACUGGAAUGGCAGGAGUUGAGGCAGAUCCUCCAAUCGCCAGACCCUGUGGUCCAUUUCCUUAAGAUCAAACAGACAGAUCUGUGGGCUGUUGAAAAGGAAAAGGCUGGAGUACAGACUGCAGUGGUCCUGACUGGUCCUGAGCUUACAGAGUUUGACCAGAGACCAGAGUGGGGCGCCAAGUUCAUGAACCUAGCCCAACAGUGUCACACAGUGUUGUGCUGCCGGGUGACACCUGGACAGAAGGCGGACGUUGUUAAUUUGGUCAGGAAGCACACAAGCUCCAUCACGCUUUCCAUCGGUGACGGCGCCAAUGAUGUAAACAUGAUCAAAACGGCUCAUGUCGGCGUGGGACUGACAGGAGUGGAGGGAGGUCAAGCAGUACAGAACGCAGACUUUUCCUUGUCCUCUUUCAGAUUCCUGCAGAGGUUGCUACUGGUCCACGGGCGCUGGUCAUACCGGCGCAUCUCCCUGUUCCUGCGCUACUUCCUAUUCAAGACCUGUAGCUUUGCACUGGUGCACCUGUGGUUUAGCAUCUUCAACGGCUUCAGUGCUCAGUCUAUGUAUGAGACAUGGUUCAUCGCUUUUUACACUGCCUUCUACACAUCAUCCCAGAUUUUGUUUGUGGCCUUCUUUGAAAAGGAUGUGAGUGCAGAGAACAGCCUGAAGUGGCCUGAGCUGUACAAGUGUGGACAGAGGCAGGAGCUUUCCGGGCCCCUGGUGUUGUUUGCUUCAUUGGUGUACGCUCUCUACGCUUCAUUUGUUCUCUUCUUCGUUCCUUGUGGAGUCUACUACAACUCUGCCGUCGACUACCAGACCAUGGCGGUCACUGUGUCCAUGGGAGCCGUAUUUACUGCCAACAUAGAGAUGGUGUUGUUGACCAGAAACUGGACAAAGUUCAACAUAGGAGCCUUGUGUGUUUCUUUGCUGCUCUACUUCAUCUGCUCCAGGAUCACACACAGCAAGUUCUUGUUCCAGAGAGCACCCGCUGAUUAUUUAUUUUACGGUGCGUCUGGCGAGGCUUUCACAGAUCCAGUCGUGUGGCUCACUGCUCUGCUCACUGCCUGGACAGCUGUGUUGCCUUCAAUGACCUUCCUCGCCCUCAGUGUCAUCCAAAACAUCCACGGCAAACAUAAGGUUCACAGCAGAUCCCAUCAGCCAGUGGAACUGAGAUCACAGUUCGGAAGGAAGACUUCUCUUUGGCGUUCAUCAUUUGUCGUCGCUCAAGGACCUGUCUGAAGCACAGUCUUGGAUUCGGCAUGUAGGAAUUGCCGUAAAGGAACACAACAGUGGUGGAACUUGAUGGCCACUUGAAGAAACCAAAAAAUUACCACUGACCUUUGAGAAGACAAAUAUUGCAUUAUUGUAGAGCAGUGGUAGUUAAUUUUCUGUAGAGCCCACACUCACAUUAAAGACAAUUAUUUUCUAAUAAACUAUUGAAUUUAUGUACAAUGAAUUGUUUUAGGCCUAGGAACUGGGUCUCAAAUAUAAAUACAAGGUAAACUAA